Messenger RNA from Symbiodinium sp. CCMP2592, 234 nucleotides. Lineage: Eukaryota; Dinophyceae; Suessiales; Symbiodiniaceae. The record is from the annotation of a GenBank genome assembly.
AUGGGCAGCGGCAUUGAAGAUGCUCUGGAUCUUUUGGAUGGCAUCGAGGACUUUGCAACUUUCCUGACUUUGCUCGUUGCAAGGCCGAGUGAGACCUCAAAUCAGAGCCACUUGAGUUGCGGGGAACAUCACUUGACCGACGGCUUCUUGGGUCGCCAAGCACAGGACAGGGAUGCGGACAUGGGCAGCGGCAUUGAAGAUGCUCUGGAUCUUUUGGAUGGCGUCGAGGACUUU